Molecule: messenger RNA, 1706 nt
Organism: Drosophila sechellia
Lineage: Eukaryota; Metazoa; Arthropoda; Insecta; Diptera; Drosophilidae
Product: transmembrane protease serine 9
Exons: 7
Coding region: 16-1464 (482 amino acids)
Biological process (GO): proteolysis
Molecular function (GO): serine-type endopeptidase activity
Source: RefSeq, a predicted model, not a curated record
UGAUCUCUGCCUGACAUGACGUACCUUUUGUUGUGGCUUUUCUUGUGUUCAUUGGGAUGUUGCCAUUUGGCACAUUCCAUGUUUUUGGAGCAGCCCUGUGGAAAAGCGUUAGUCCCGAAAAUUGUAGGCUUUAACGCAAGUCAACUGUAUGCUCAGUAUAUAGCAGGCAUUUUUAAUACAACACAUUUGCUGUGCGGCGGCACGAUUAUUCACAAAGACUUUGUUUUAACGGCUGCUCAUUGCAACAAUGCACAAACGCUAUUCGUGAGACUUGGAGCGUACAACAUUCAACGCCCGACCGAUGAGAUUCGUGUGAUCGAAACUAUAGCCCAUCCAGAAUACACCAAUAGCACUUAUGUGAACGAUAUAGCCCUGCUGAAGUUGGAGAGGAGUGCGAUAUUUAACAUUAAUAUUCAACCAAUAUGCAUUUACUUGGACGCAACAUUGGGCAACCAAAUUCGCUAUUAUAAUGCCUUUGGAUGGGGAAAAACAAAAAAUGCCGCUCAAAGCGAUAUACUUCAAAGUGUUUUCCUUUAUCGAACCAACCCUAUGUUAUGCCAAAACAAUUUUGGUGUGAUUCCCGAUUCGAAACAGAUAUGUGCGACUGGCCAAGAAGGAGAUACAUGUGCCGGCGAUUCUGGCGGUCCGUUGAUAGCCAAAAUCAAUUACCAAAGCAAGAUUUUCGACACGCAGUUCGGGAUUAUCAGUUAUGGCUCCAACGAAUGCGAUGGAUUGGGUCUCUAUAUCGAUGUCUCACAGUAUAGCGGCUGGAUUGCAAACACGGUUAGGGGCAAUCGGGAUCGAGAUGUGGUCAGUCGCAGGGAGAACGGUAGGUUGCUGUAUGCUGACUGCACUGGCGAUUCCAUGGGAUCCAUUCUAAUGGCCACCAUCUUUGGACUUCAAACAUACGCGAAGGGUGUGCUGAUCACCGACCGCCAUGUCCUGACCACUGCGGACGUUUCUCGAGCCGAUCCCUACUCCUUAGGCAUUGUUGUGAUGGGUAUGGAAUUCCAAGUUAGCACGAUUUUUAAGCCGUUUACCAACAUUAACAUAUCACUGAUUGGCCUGACGCGUCGGUUGGAAAUCAGAGGUACAUUGAGACCGAUCUGCAUUCUGAAGACUACAAACCUCGAUGGUUCUUUAAGUAUCACUGGCACCGAUCAACAUGGCUUAAGCAAGUACGUUAUAAAUGUGCAAACCCUUAAAUGGCAGUUGUGUGAACAUGAGUUGGGGAAAAAUAUCCAACCGAAUCAGUUUUGUGUGAAAAACAUUUUCAAACCAAAUGCACUUCAGGCAUUUGGUACAGCUGGCGAUAUAUUGGUUAAAAAAAUAUUACAUGCUUCGGGCAUGCCACAUAUCGUUCUAUUGGGCUUGGUAGAAGUUUCGUACAAUGACGUAUACGUAAUAACCAGUACUAUGGCAAAUACAGAGUGGAUCUCGGAAAUAGUAGGCCAGAAUGGAUAGGGUAUCCGGAUUAUAGUCGAUUCAAUCGAAAUUCGAAUCGAAAACUAACCAAGCCAUCAUUUUAAUUUUGAGUAAAUAAAUUUAAUAACACAAGGUCAUUUCAGUUCUCACAACAUUUAUUAGCUAUUUAGUUUAAGUUUGUGUGUGUGAAACAAGCAUAUAUUAUAUUUAUUAAGGGCAAACUUAUCACCAAUCACACUUGACUAUUUAAGUCGAAAAAAUGCAAUCGCAUAUGCGAACGA